AUGCCUUACAAUAUUGCUAUGAUCAGUGAUUUCUUCUUUCCCCAACCUGGGGGAGUGGAAAGUCACAUAUAUCAACUCUCGUCAAAAUUAAUAGACAGAGGCCACAAAGUCAUCAUUGUCACUCAUGCCUACAAAGGCCGGACCGGGGUACGAUACCUUACCAAUGGACUCAAAGUCUAUCAUGUCCCUUUCUUCGUUAUCUACCGCGAAUCCACCAUGCCUACUGUCUUCUCCUUUUUUCCAAUCUUUCGCAAUAUCAUAAUACGCGAACAAAUCGAAAUCGUCCACGGACAUCAGAGUCUGAGCAGUUUUUGCCAUGAGGCUAUUCUUCAUGGGCGAACUAUGGGCCUGCGUACGGUGUUUACUGACCAUUCGUUGUUCGGCUUCGCCGACGCUGGUUCUAUUCUCACAAACAAACUUUUAAAAUUUACAUUGAGCGAUGUUGACCAUGUCAUUUGCGUAAGCCAUACUUGCAAGGAGAAUACAGUCCUUCGUGCUUCACUCGACCCAUUGAUGGUAUCUGUGAUUCCUAAUGCUGUAGUAGCGGAAAACUUUCGACCUUUAUCGUAUGCACCUGGCGCAAAUGAUCAGAUGUCCAGGAAGGAUUCAGAGGCCGUAGCGGCACCGCGACCUCUAAUAGGCCCAGAUGAUGUUAUUACAAUUGUUGUUAUAUCACGCCUCUUUUACAACAAAGGAACGGACCUCUUAAUCGCGGCUAUACCAAGAAUUCUAUCGUCUCAUCCAAAUGUUCGCUUCGUCAUUGCUGGUUCGGGGCCCAAGGCGAUUGAUUUAGAGCAAAUGCUGGAACGUAAGGUUCUCCAAGACAAAGUUGAGUUUCUUGGGGCAGUUCGCCAUGAGGAAGUUCGUGAUGUAAUGGUGCGGGGACAUAUUUAUCUGCACCCAAGUUUAACCGAAGCCUUUGGAACAGUAAUUGUGGAGGCGGCUAGCUGUGGGCUCUAUGUUGUUUCUACUCGUGUUGGGGGAAUUCCAGAAGUGUUGCCACAGCACAUGACCACGUUUGCUAAACCAGAAGAAGAUGACCUCGUUCAAGCUACUGGGAGGGCAAUUGCAGCUCUCCGCUCAAACAGAGUACGAACUGACAAGUUCCAUGACCAAGUACGUAUGAUGUACUCGUGGACAGAUGUCGCUCGGCGAACUGAACGCGUCUAUAAUGGAAUUUGUGGAGCAAUCAGUGAACAGGAGUUUUACGGCUACUUUCCAGGACAAGGUUGGACCGCUACGAGGGGUCGAAUACACAGCUUCGCUCUUAUCGAUCGAUUGAAGAGAUACUAUGGUUGCGGUAUAUGGGCAGGGAAAUUGUUCUGCCUUUGUGUUGUCAUAGAUUUCCUGCUAUAUGUGUUCCUAGAAAUAUGGUUCCCUCGAAGUAACAUCGAUAUUGCGAGAAGUUGGCCAAGGAAACCAGCAGUCGGAAGUACAUAUGACCCCCGUGAUAUCGACUCAUCCUCCAUCCGUCGAGGCUCCAGGCGCCGCAGGAGUCGACCAAAUGGGAUAUAUUAA
Paracoccidioides lutzii Pb01 is the source of this 1518-nucleotide messenger RNA. RefSeq names its product phosphatidylinositol N-acetylglucosaminyltransferase GPI3 subunit. Gene Ontology annotation, cellular component: glycosylphosphatidylinositol-N-acetylglucosaminyltransferase (GPI-GnT) complex. Gene Ontology annotation, molecular function: phosphatidylinositol N-acetylglucosaminyltransferase activity. The transcript is spliced from 5 exons. Gene Ontology annotation, biological process: GPI anchor biosynthetic process. Bases 1 to 1518 code for a protein of 505 amino acids. The record is from RefSeq and is a predicted model, not a curated record.